UGGAGACCGCGCGGGGCGGCGAAUGAGGUGCGGCGGCUGUGGCCCAGGGCACCCCCCCACCCCCGGCUUCCCGAACCCUGCCCCGUCCGACCGGGGAGGGAGGAUGGAAACACCAGCCGCGCUCUGAGCCCCUCCGGAAGAUAACACUUUUCCCGCCACACCGCCCCGCGGUCUACGAGCCCAUCUCCCAGAGCGGGGCCGAGCGGAAAAGCGAGCAAUGGCGGAUAACCUGAGGAAACUGGUCUCCAACGAAUCUUUAAGAUCGAUGCAGGACCAGCUAGAGUCCUGGCUGAGGGAGUACAACACGAACUCAUGUGAUCAAAAUCUAAAUCAUUGCCUCGAACUCAUUGAACAAGUCGCCGAAGUGCAGAGACAACUCUUUGGGAUCUUCACUAUGGCAGCCCAAGAGGGAGGACAUUAUGAUGGUGUGGAAACAAUCAAAUCGCGCCUUUUGCCUUGGCUGGAGGCCUCCUUUACUGCCGCUUCCCUAGGAAAACCUGUCGACAGCAAGGUGUCCUCUCUACAGGACACGUUUGAUAAGGACGGACAUAAAGAGUCUGGCGCUCGGGAUCGGGACAUACAACAAUUAGAUGCUGAUUUGAAUGCAACUCGUCAUCAACUCAACCAGGUUCAAGACGAUAUGGCUGAAACUGAAAAGACUCUUGAAGAAACCAAGAACAGAUCGGCCAUAUCCCUUCUGACUGCAGAGGAGGAAAUAAAUCAGCUAAGAAAGCAGUCCGCCAGGAGCCGGUCUCCGAGCCCUGACCCUCGCAGCCACGGCCGCAGCCGCAGCCGGUCCACCAGCCCCAACACCGCGGUCGCGAAGGUCAGGAGCCCGUCUCCAAGUCGCGCCAAACUGUCCAGCGCGGCGCGCAAGGCCGCCCUGCUGUCCCGGUUCAGCGACGCCUAUUCCCAGACCCGCCUGGAUGCGCAGUGCCUGCUGCGGCGCUGCAUCGACAAAGCCGAGACGGUGCAGCGGAUCAUCUACAUCGCGGCAGUGGAGGCGUUCCAUGUAGCUAAAGUGGCAUUCAGACACUUCAAGAUCCGUGUGAGGAAAUCGCUGACACCGUCUUAUGCAGGGUCAAAUGACUUUGAGGAUGCUGUUUUGGAUUAUAUCAUUUGUCAUCUUGAUCUAUAUGAUUCCCAAAGCAGUGUUAAUGAUGUGAUCCGAGCCAUGAAUGUCAAUCCCAAGAUUUCAUUCCCUCCUGAAGUUGACUUUUGCCUCCUCAGUAACUUCAUCCAUGAGAUAUGUUGCAUCGCCUUUGCAAUGCAGACUUUAGACCCACCUCUCGAUAUUGCAUUUGGGGCCGAUGGAGAAAUUUUUAAUGAUUGCAAGUACCGUCGAAGCUAUGACUCCGAUUUCACGGCUCCCUUGGUCUUCUAUCACGUGUGGCCUGCUAUCAUGGAGAAUGACUGUAUCAUUAUGAAGGGAGAAGCUGUCACCAGGAGAGGGGCUUUUUGGAACUCAGUGCGAUCUCUAAGUCGAUGUCGAAGCAGGAGUUUAAGUCCCAUCUGCCCUCGUAGCCGUAUUAGUUUAAGCACGAUAUCUCGAAGCCGGAGUCCUUCUCCAAUAAGAUAUGGAUUGCCAAGGUUUUAAAACCACCAGCCAUGUUCCUCUACCCAGGAUGUCUGCAACGGCCAACUUACCCAGUGCCUCCGCCUGCCUGCUGUCUGCCUCAGACCUCACUUAAGAUAAUGUGAAAAGGCAAUUCUGUGUAUCACUUCACACAGAGAGUUAAAUGUUUUGGCUUAGUGCAUUUGUAACUUCAGAUAUAUUGCAUUUUAUUUUAUUUUAUAGAUACAGAGUCCAUUAAUUUGAUAAAAAAAACAAUUGCCUAGGUAUUUAGGAUCAUAUUCAUUCGAAGCAAAGUCCAUUACACAGGUUCAGGAUUCUCAUCCUGAAAUACGAGGCUCUUUUAUAGCAACUACAAGAACUAAAGUGGAAAAUCUUUACCAUGCUAAGUCCAAAAGACAAGAGGAGUCAUUUCAGUUUAUAAACUGAUCAUAAAUAUUAUAAUUGCUGGUUUUAGCUUUAACUGGAAAACAAUCUGGGGUGUUUUAAUUUUCUUUGGGGGUUUGGAAGACAGCCCUAGUCUCAGGUUGGGGAACUUAUAGCAUAGCAGUGACUUCAGGCUAAAUGUAGGUGAUGAUGAUUUAGGAGAAUAUAGUUCAUUGGCUCGCUUCUCUUUUCUUACUGUGAAGUGCCCAGUGUGGCUGAAUUGAGCACUGUUUGUUGAAGCUACUUACUUGAGAGAAUUCUCUUGCUUCAUAAAUGCAGAGCUGUGAUUUGGAUAGAAGCCAGUUUGGAGAUAAAUGUUAAUUACCUUGUGUUUAUCUCCUGGGAAUAUUUCGGGCAGUUUUAAUGUAUGUGUGAAAUAUAAAAGAUUCCUGGGACACACCCUUUACCUAUUCCACCUGGUUGUUUACAAACUCAGACCGCGUAAGAACUCCAUCUGACUAAAAACACUUAAACUCAAGGCUAAAAGCUAAGGGUACCAUUUAUGGAUUUUAAAUUGAAUGUCUAUCCCUUGAUUCCUUCACUGUGAAGUACUGUUGAAAAAGUUCACAUUCAAGGUUAUAAUGGAAUGUUGCUUUCUCAAGAUUAAUAAUGUUCUUUCUGUUUUGUUUUUUUUAAAAAUUCUUUUCACUUUAAUGCUGGUUUUAAACACAAGCUUUGCAAAUGACAGCUUUUGCUGUGUGCCUUUUAGAGAGAAGCGCUGAACUGGUCACAGCUCAGUUUGUGUAAGCUCAGCACCGGAACCAGCACCUGGGGCUUUUUAGGUGAAAACAAACAAACAAAAAACCCCACAAAAAACCAAAAAAAUCUUCCCUAAAGCAUCUUGCCUCUUGUGCUGGGACACAGGGACGGGGAGAGACCUCCCCAGCCUCCACCCCUUGGGUCUAAUGGUCACCAACUCAUUCUGAAGCGUGAACUUAAUUGUUCUCCCUCUGCAUUUAUGUAGGCAUCACUUUGAGGCAGGGCUGCGUGCUGGAAGGAGAACUCAGUGCCCAGGUAACUCCAGUUCUGACUUGAUCAUCUGCUUGCUUGG
Molecule: messenger RNA, 3050 nt
Organism: Balaenoptera musculus (blue whale)
Lineage: Eukaryota; Metazoa; Chordata; Mammalia; Artiodactyla; Balaenopteridae
Gene: SPATA18
Product: spermatogenesis associated 18
Exons: 12
Coding region: 218-1597 (459 amino acids)
Biological process (GO): mitophagy by internal vacuole formation; mitochondrial protein catabolic process
Cellular component (GO): mitochondrial outer membrane
Source: RefSeq, a predicted model, not a curated record